AUGUAUCCCUCGCGGGAAACAUCUAGAAGAGAAACAUCGAUUGCUCAGGUUAAGCGAAACGAUAAUCCUAGAUCGACUGGAGAGUCUUUCGUAGAGGAUCUCGCUGUGGUUGCGCAACCCCAGCUAGAGGAAGUAAAGGGAAUAAGUCUCAAGAUUACAAAUACGGCGGAAAUAAGUUCCCCGAAACCCGCGGGAAUAAGUCCCCGGGAAGCCGAAGGAAUAAGUCCUUUGAGGCCUGAGGGAAUAAGUCACCAGGAAGUGACAGAGACAUUGAAUGUCAUCGUCAAUAACGGAUCAAGUGUAGGCGCUUAUACACUUGAUCUGAUUGCGCCUCCGAAGUUGACUUCGGAGAUCACUCAGUUGCCAACGCUCGAGCAUAAAAGGUUCUUGCGUGAUCUGCGUAGUGGCAAAGUCAAGCAGAUCUGCGUACUCGUCGCUGACGACGAGUGUGUAACCGACAUAAGGUCAGCAACAGUGUUUACUGAGAACGAAAGAGUUCUCAGUAGUUCAUCUAUGGACGAGAGUGUCCUAGAUGAAAAGACACGAAUUGAGCGAUAUGACUCCCAAUCGUGGGAAUCGCUCAAGAAAAAUCCUCUCUAUGAAGAUUUGGUUGAAUUCAAGGAUGUAUUCCCUGAAACUGUUCCGUGCGAAUUACCGAAGGAUAAAGGUAUUCGACACGAGGUCGAGCUUAAACCAGGCUCGAAGUACUGUGUCAUGAAGCAGUGGCCACUGCUUCGUGAACAAGUGCUUGCGAUCUACAAGUUCUUUGCCGAUCGUUCAGCUGCGGGCCAUGUGAGGGAAUAA
This is a messenger RNA of Peronospora matthiolae, 804 nucleotides long. NCBI's taxonomy places the organism in Eukaryota, Oomycota, Peronosporomycetes, Peronosporales, Peronosporaceae. The record is from the annotation of a GenBank genome assembly.